AUUUUCUACGGGCCUAAGAAGCUAGUUACAACCAACUUCCAUAACCGUCAUACACAGACACACUAUAGCUAGCUAUCUUCGUGCACUCGAUCCGUCAUCAUGUGCGACGAGUCCGAGUGCUGCGGCUGCUUCGGCCCGUACCGGCGCUUCGCGUGCGGCUUCUGCGUCGGCCUCGCCAUCGUCGUCGCGAUCACCAUCAUCGUCGUGCUCAUCGUCGGCUACGGCCACGUCUCCCACCUCAGGGUCGACGUUGACGACGCCUCCCUCACGCGCUUCACUCUCACCACCGCGCCGACCACAUCCAUCUCCUACAACCUCACGCUCACGCUCGCCGUGCGCAACCCCAACUGGGCCAUGGGCGCCACGUUCCGCUCCCUCGAGGCCGACUACCUCUUCGACGGCCAGCGCUUCGACCGCGUCAAAGCCUUAGCAUCGCCGGGGUACGUCGUGCCCGCGGGAAAGACCGCCGUGUUCCACCUAGACACCGGCGCCGACGGGGCGAACACCGCGCUGGGAAGCGCCGGCGUGAAGGAGUACCAGAGGGAGAGCCGCGAGGGGGUGUUCGACGUCGAGGUGGGGCUCUCCGGCGAGGUCAGGUUCCAGCUGCACCAUACCUGGUGCAGGCUGGAGGCCAAGUGCCCGCUCAAGCUGCAGCUCGCCGCGCCGGGCGCCGGCAGCGUCGUCUUCCAGAAGACUACCUGCGAGGUGCUCAGGUCAUCGCAGAGAGGAUGCUGAUCGUUUACUGCAACUAUGUGAUUAUUGCUUCUUUUUCUUUUCUGCUUUCCAUUUCAUCGUGAGAGUACAGAGUGAUCAUUGGAUCGUAUUGCACGCCAUGCGUGAUGCAAGAUUUGGAGUGUACCCGGCUUGUUUGGACCGCGGAAAUUUCUAAAGAAUUUCGCAGCAAUCGAAAAAAAUUCGAAUGUUUGAGACGAGGCACAGCUAUGUCGUACACAUGUUUAGAGAAGUGUAAUCGAAUCAAGAAAAGAACGGGUGCAAGCAUGCUGGCGCCCUUUUCAUUGCUGGAAA
This is a messenger RNA of Phragmites australis (common reed), 1026 nucleotides long. RefSeq names its product NDR1/HIN1-like protein 10. The record is from RefSeq and is a predicted model, not a curated record. The coding region runs from base 100 to 735 and encodes 211 amino acids. Gene Ontology annotation, biological process: defense response to other organism. NCBI's taxonomy places the organism in Eukaryota, Viridiplantae, Streptophyta, Magnoliopsida, Poales, Poaceae. The transcript has a single exon.